Messenger RNA from Exaiptasia diaphana, 6119 nucleotides. RefSeq lists its product as uncharacterized. The transcript has 6 exons. The record is from RefSeq and is a predicted model, not a curated record. Bases 120 to 2945 code for a protein of 941 amino acids. Lineage: Eukaryota; Metazoa; Cnidaria; Anthozoa; Actiniaria; Aiptasiidae.
ACAUGGAUGGUGUUUGGUCUUUCGGCUUUCGCCGUAUUUUUUUUCCUUUAGAGGAUCAAUUUAAAAGCAGCCGCUUUCUAGAUGGUCAAAGAUGUGCACUUUGAUUCAUCGAAGAGGGAAUGGAUAAAAAACAGGAUCCAGAUUUUUCCCCCAAGGUCGGUUCCUCGAUGUCGAAUGAGUGUUAUUCUACAGCUGGUCAUGGUAAAAUCGAACAACCCGUCUUCCAAAGAGACGAUUUUCGAGGGAUUUUACCUUUGGAGAUCGAAAAGAAUGUUUCGGCUCUUCAAGAAUCGUUCAAGAGCGUACGUAAGGUUGUUUGUUUGUGUCCAGCAAAGCGGUCGAGCAAGGUUGAUUUUGGUCAUUUUCAACCGGGCACUCGCAUUUGUUCGAGUGUCAAGCAAAUUGAAAAGAGAAUAGAAGAACGAGUUGGGCUAACACUCGUUAGAAAUUGUUUAUCGAGGCUUCAAGCUUCAUGUCGAUUUACUAGCGAACUCGAAAGCAUAAUGGAAUACUAUCUAACGUAUCUGAAAGACCUUCACAACAGAGGAUCAAAUCUCGAACGGGAGUUCAACUUCAAAGGACAUCGUUUCCAUGAACUGUGCCUGACCGCCAAAGACCACCUUACCUUUUGGUCUGUCUUUCUGGAAAGGUGCUCGAAAGAAUACAAAUUUAAAAGCAUAUUUUCCCCACUGGAAAGGGAUAUAAAGAGCGCUCACAAGUCGUUAUUAAGGGUCAUUUGUCGAUUUCAAGUUAUGAUUUCUACAAUUUUAGUUUAUGUUUUGAACAUUGCUUACAGCCUGAAAUGGGUAUUGUCGGACUGUCUUUUAAAGGAUAUCUCAUCAGCCAUCGAGGAUUUAAAUCGUCUUUCUGAAUACAGCAAAAGCAUUCAAGAUGAAAACGACGUUAUUUUCAAAACUCGGUCAACCAGCUUGUUUUCCGAUACAACGACAUGUAGAGUGUUCGGAGUGUGUGCCUCAGUUCGACUCAACUCCGUCGAUACUUCAGUGUCACUACAACGCUUAUUUAAUGACACUGCCAAAAGGCGAGCCCGUAUUUUUGGUAGCCAUCUCUUAAGCUUUCUUCACGAGCAAGAUGAUAUUUGUCACUGUUUGAAGAAUGACUUGAUCGUAAAGCGGGGCUGGAGAGAUUUUGAUCAAAGACCCCAGGGGACCAAUUGCUACCCUUCCCCUAGUGGUGCACUUAGCUCCUUUCCUUCAUCAGAGCACCAAUUUAUAACUGAACUAAUAUCUAAGCUUGCCACAUCCAUGACACUGAUGUCAUCGUAUGGCAUGGAUAAAAAGCUAUUAAUGCAUAAAAGUCUGCCACAAAAAGGCCUCUACCACAAGGGUGCUGACGAGCAGCAGACAGCAGGAGAUGGGAUACCACCUGAGGAACACCCCUCGGAACCUGAGGGAGCCAGUCAUAGUAUCCUAAAGCACUCCCCUGGGACAGUUUCCCCACGACUUAGCAAGCGAGUCCAAUGGCAUCAUUCCAUUGAUGUUGAUGUCAAAGCGCAAGUGUCAAUACUAUAUAUGGACAUAUUAUGGUCUAGCAUGAGUGUUACGAUUUGUCAAAUGUUGGAAUUACUAUCCUGGGAGAGGGACGUCAAGGGAAUCUUUGGACCUUUACCGCUAUGGUCUGACAGCAUCCUGCUGAGUGUUGUCACGGUAUUGGAGUCAGUGGCACUUUCAGAUUCGAUGGCACCAGAAGAAUCCAAGUGUUUACAGUUAGUUGGAAGAUGCAUUCGCUGCUAUGGUUGCCUAUCAUCUUGGGAUAAAGGAUUCUGCAAGCUUCUCAGCGUAGCUCGAAAGGACAAGUGUUCAACUUCUAGUCAACCUGAAGACAACUCCCCUUCAUGCGAAACAGUGCUUUCAAUGAUGGAACUCUGUAGCACAUUAAGGGACUUUUUUCAAGUGGCACAAAAAUGGGAUUAUCACUUAUGGUCCACUGAAUAUAGUUCCAUGUACAUGAUAAAGGACCUGAGUUCAUCAGUGUUGCCAUUCCUUAGUCGUAUGCAAGCAUUGCUUAGCUUUGCUCGUAGUUGGUUUGAUACCAAGUUGUAUCAUUUUUUGUCCGGAUGGAAUCUGUCAUCAUUUUUCAUGCUGGUGCAUACGGACAUGCCAUUGCUAAUAGAGUUGGCGCAUGCGACCAUGAAAACCAUCAAACCAUUGUGUGUUGGUCAGGGGGGGAACUACUCUUGGGGCUCACUUCCUAUACAAUUAGAAGAUUUACAAGGCAUUCUGAAAGCAAUCCAGGGAAUGAACAAUCUGUAUCGGCAGCUUUUCAAGGAUGACCUGUCAAAAAUGUGUUCAGAAUUCUUCCAAGAAGCAAUGCCAAUUGGAAAGUCUUGGAAAAAAAGUAGACAGUCAGGAAUCCCUUGUAAACAUAAUUCAUAUGUCGAGCAUGCCAUAACUCAGAUCCUAGAACCAGUAAUUAGUGGCACAGAACUGCUUUCCAAUGACUGCAGACUUUCACUGUUGUCAUUGACAACAACCACUAUGAUGGAGACGUGGAGCACAUAUGUACUGAAAGAAGAAAUUGUAUUCAGUUUCUAUGGCGCCCAGCAGCUGCAGUUAGACUUCAACUACAUCAAAUGCUGGAUCUCGUCUGACGUUAGCACUUUAAACACGAACAUGCAAUCCAGUCUGCUUGGUCUUGAAAUCUUCCAUCAUUUGGAUGGUGCAACACGACUCCUCAUGCUGCAGCCAAGAAAGAAAAAACAAAUGGAUGAACUUGAUGUGGAACUUGAAUCAAACAUCAGUGCUGUCAGCAGCAGUUCAGUGUUGUCAUCUUUCUCAGGAGUAGACAUCGACAGCUAUGAGAUGGAUGUCUUGAACGACAAGACCAUCCCCAACAAACAACUAUGGUUGGACCUGCGACUACGCGGUGGGAAGUCCAAGAAAGGUUUGUUGCCUUUCUGUCUAAAGGUACAAGAAAUGAAAUGAAACAAUGAAAGUAAUUGAAAUGGUAAAUAGAUAGAAACAAAAUAUGAAUAUUGUCAUAAGCAUACAUAUACUAUAAUUUCUUAUUCUAAGUUUUAAGUUAAUGUGUUUUUUUUUUGUCUAAUGUAUUUGAAAGGUUUUCUUGUUUAACUUAUGUGCGCUUGAACUAUAAAGUAAUCAGUUGAAUGGUGGAAUAAUUCAUGAAGAAAUGCCACUGUUUAUUGGUAUGUUGGUUUAUAUUUAUUGAAGGGAAACUUUUAAGUUGACACUUGAUGCAAUUUGUCCAUCCAAAUAACCAGAUGAAUAAAAUCUGUUAUCUGUGGUGUCAUACUUCUUCCCUGCUAGCAAAAGUCUCUCUCAUUGUGUACAAUAGCAGCUGAUAAAGCUAUUACAACAAGAACGCUUCAAAUAAUCCUGGUUGUUCAAAGUCUCAUUAAAUGUAGUAAUGUGUGAUUAGCUCAGUAUUUUAAGAAUUUAACCAUUUUUAACGUCAAUCAAGCUUUGAACAACAUAGCUGUCUGGAGCCAAAACUGCUUUAAACACAAGACUUGGUUGCUUAAAUUAACAAGGAGGCCAAUAAGCUUUUUACAUAACCAGCCUAAAUGGUCAGUCAAAACAGGGGAACCAUACAGAGGCACUGUCAACCCUCACCUUGAAACUUAAUCUACUUGUAGGGUACUGUUCUGCUUCCUUUAAAAAUAACAACAAUUAUUAUAAUACUAUAUCAGGGUUUGUGCUACUACUUGAAAGGCCCUGGAAUUGAAAACUUGUUUUCUAGAGAGCUUGAAAAGCCCUUGAAAAUGGGAAAAUCACUAAAACUCCUUGAAUCUGAUGGAAUUGAUAUGUUGCUUGUUAGCUUUUGGGUUGAAUGUGGCUAUUUUUGAAAAUCGCCUUUGGAAACGUCCACAAACAUCAAAAACUAUUGUCAAAAAUAAUCCUUGAAAAUCGCAUUUUUGUGCUCAAAAAGUUCUUGAAAAGUCCUGAAAUUUUGAACUGAAAAUGUAGCACAAACCCUGUAUAUGUGAAGUGGCUGUUAGCUUUCAGCAUGUUAACAACUUACCUCUGUUUAACAAAAAGUCGUUAGUGUACAUUUUCACAUGAGAGGUCACUUUUCACACAUUGUGAAAAGUGGUUAUAUCUGUCUUCCAUGACACAGAGCAGCAAAUGUUAUGGUAAUGUUAAUCGCAAGAGUUUGCAAUACAAGAUUGUGUUUAAAUGUGUCAGACAGUCCCUCAUUAUAUAAAAAUCAAAUUACUUUUGAAAGAAAGCAUAGAUAAGUAUAUAUAUAUUUUAGCUUCCUUGAAUUGUACAGCUAUCAACAUUAGAAAAAUUUUGUUUGUCAUUGGUGAAUUGUAUCGUGCCUUAAUGCAGACUAUUUUAAUAUUAAUGCUGGACAAUCUUACUGAAUAUCAUUAUUAUUAUUAUACUAUUCAGUGAGAUAGGAGGGUACAUUUCAUUAACGAAAAACAAACAUUUGACUAUAAUUAGUCACAAAAUGCUUUGUGAUUGUCUGUUCGUAAUUGCAAAGAAGCUUGCCAAAGAAGCCAUGAUAGAAUUCUUAAAGACUUACAUGACAACUUAAAUGCUGGUUUUCAACCUGUCAGGGAUGGAUCCAGAUAGUAUUCGUAAGGGGGAUGUCACAAAUGAGGAAAUGACCAGAUAGGAAUAUAAAUUGUACGAAAUGUAGACUUGUGAUCCAUGUAACAAUUGCUAAUGAACUAAAACUGCAUAUUUUUAUUGCUAUUGCUAAAAGUGCAUAUUUGUAAUAUUAUAUUGCCACUCAUUGUAUCAUAAAGAGCACUGACUCAAAAUGAUGUAAUAUUGUAGUGUAAGGGCCGUGUCUAAUGUAACAAUAGACAUCGCCUGGAUCUGCCCCUUCCCUCCCCUUUAGGACCUGGAAGCACAUGAUUUGUGCCUUACUUGUGCUAUGAACAGCCAACAAUAUGGCUGAUGAGAUGCCAAUUGAAAACCAGCAAUUAUAGUUAGUGUUUUGUGACAGUCCUGCACGACGUUGUCACACAAUACUUUGUGGAGCUCUAACGUGUGUUGUCUACCAUUAGGGCAACAACUUCAUAGGGAAUUGUGUGACAGCUGUGUCACAAAAUUUGAUGGAGCUAUUGUGUCUCCUGUGUGUUGUGUUACACAGCUCCAUAGUAGGGAGUUGUGUGACAGCUCACGUGUCACACAAAAUUUGAUGAAAGUCUGAGCUGUCUAAAGACUAGUUUUAUCAUGUGACAGUUCCAUAGUGUUGUGUGACAGAUUUAUAGGGAGUUGUGUGACAGCUCUGUCAUUUGAUUGGUGUAUCGGUUAAUUCUUUAUGAAGCAGACACUGAUAUGCAAUAGGUGGGCGUCGAUGAUGACAUUUUAAGCUAAUUUGCAUAAACAUAAAAAAAUGCAUUUCACUUAAUUACUCCAAGAAUGCAAUUUCUGAAAAAUUUAAAGGUAAAUGGUUAAAAUUAUUUUAAGAGAAAUUGAGCACCAAACCUUUAAAAUAUUUUCCCUCAUAUUAAGUACCAGUGGUGGGGAAAGUCUGUAAAUAUAUUUACUACAAAUUUUACAACAUAUUUUACUACUGUGAAAAGCCAAUACAGUAUCUACAGUAAAACGUCUGUGCCCUAACCUUUUCAGGUUUUGUUGAGAGUAAUGCUAUCUUCAAUUUGAAUUGUUUAUUGUUUAAUUUUGGAAUAUAUAUAUGUUUUUGUUGCACAAGCUAUGUCAUGACAUGCCCACCUAUACUACAAGACUGACAUGAAGCAGCGUUCAAUGCUUUCUGAAGCUUUUACACAACCAUAUCUGGCACAAAACCUGUUGUCACAAGUACUUGUAAGUUGGUCACACAACACUGUAUAAAGGGGUCACACGACACUGCAUGAAGUGGUCUGCCAGUGCAUAAGUCAGGUCACCUGAUAAAAAAGUAUUUAUGUGACAGCCCUCAGAACAGCCAGAUAAAGUAUCCAUAUGAUUUAUCAGAUUAUUAAAACAAAUUAUAAUGGUGUCGCAAAUUCUAUUUAUUAAAUAUAGUAAUUAUAUUGUAAAGUUUAGGAUUCAAUUAUGAAAUGAAAAUAAAACAAAUGAAGAAAAUGUCGUGUGUUCUUAUGUGGGGUAGUUUCUAUCAAACCAUAGACCAUAUGAAAAAGGGCGUGGCUAUCGUAACUCCUUAGUUUAUAUUUUUAUUGU